Messenger RNA from Oncorhynchus nerka (sockeye salmon), 1658 nucleotides. RefSeq names its product zinc finger protein 3-like. Gene Ontology annotation, biological process: regulation of transcription by RNA polymerase II. NCBI's taxonomy places the organism in Eukaryota, Metazoa, Chordata, Actinopteri, Salmoniformes, Salmonidae. Gene Ontology annotation, molecular function: DNA-binding transcription factor activity, RNA polymerase II-specific; RNA polymerase II cis-regulatory region sequence-specific DNA binding. Bases 315 to 1226 code for a protein of 303 amino acids. The record is from RefSeq and is a predicted model, not a curated record. The transcript has 3 exons. Gene Ontology annotation, cellular component: chromatin; PcG protein complex; transcription regulator complex.
GUAAACGAUAGCAGACAACAGGAUUCUUAGUGAAAGGGGGUGUUGUUGGACGUUUUCUUGACAUUACUUGACAUUUAUAAGAACUUUCUGAAGUAAUAUUAGGCUACGUGAGACGUUUAUUUUUAUUAACUUUAAUUACGAUAUUUAAAUAGAUGUUUGAUUGCUCUGGUCCAGGGGCGCAUAACUUGCAGCCUUGAGAAUCGAAUUUUCUCUCGGAAACUCCUUAGUCGUUAUCUGAACACUACAACAACGUAGUCUAACUGUACUGUAGCCUACAACAUUUCAUAUCAUACAAAGAAACAAUAGCUUCCACGAUGGAUUGGGCCAAAACUAUUCCGUUCCCCUCUACACUCCCGGAGUCCCCAGGUCAAACGUCUCCCGGGACCGCUUUACUGCUGGGUCUGGUUGAUUGCAGGAAAACACCGGGGCAGAAUGGAACUGAGAGAGGAGAAGAAGAACAUGGAGAUAUGAUUUCAUUAAGUAAGAACCAUGGUGACAUCUCUAAUCGUUGCUCUCUCAGUGAGAGGGGCUUAUCAUCUGGGGAGCCUCAACAUCAUGAUGCUGACAAGAAAGAGAAGAGUCUCUCCAGACCAGAACACCUCAAGAAGCACCAGCAUAGAGGUACAGGGAAGAAACCUCACAACUGCUGCUCUGACUGUGGGAAGAGUUCUGCUAAACAGAAGGAAUUGAUAUUUCACCAGCGGAUUCACACCGGUGUGAAACCGUACCACUGCUCUCAGCGUGGGAAGAGUUUCGCUGCAUCUAAAACCUUAAAAUCUCAUCAGAUAAUUCAUACAGGGGAGAGCCCUUAUCCCUGCUAUGAUUGUGGGAAAUACUUCAAUCAAUUAGGAGCCCAGACUACACACCAAUGCAUACACACUCGAGAGAAAUCUUAUAGCUGUGAUCAAUGUGGGAUGCGCUUCAGGAAAUCAGACCAUCUGACUACACACCAACGCAUACACACGGGAGAGAAGCCUUAUAGCUGUGAUCAGUGUGGGAAGCUCUUCAAUCAAUCAGUACACCUGACUAGACACCAACGAAUACACACAGGAGAGAAGCCUUAUAGCUGUGAUCAGUGUGGAAAGAGUUUUGCUCUAGAUUUCAAUCUGGCAACACACCAGCGAAUACACACUGGAGAGAAACCUUACUCCUGUCUAUGUGGAAAGAGCUUUGCUCAUUCAGCAUCACUGAAAAACCACCACAAAGCACAAACAUGUUUUCUUUAAUCUCCCUCCUCUCCGGCACCGGUUCCAGAUCCCUAAAUAAAGUUUACAUAGAAAACAUCUUGUAAAUAAUCAUCCAACUCCCAUUCUCUAACAGUUACUAAGUCUGAAUACCAUGGUAACAUGUAUAGUAUAAUAUGCAGCUCUGGAUCCAUAUGUAUCAAGUGUGUUGGAGUAGGAGUGCUGAUCUAGGAUCAGGUCCCCUGUCCAUGUAUUCUCAUUUUGAUCUAAAUGGCUUAAUGUCAUCAUGGACAAUGUCAUAGGGAACCGGUUGUGUGUAGAGGGGGAUGUUGAGGUGGGUUGGGGUGUUCAGAGGUGUAUCUUAUUUAAAUAACUCAUAUUAUCCAUUAAAUAAUUGUUUAAUAUAUAAUGUUUCAACAAUACUAGGUGUGUAUUCAGUAGAUCAAUAUAUUAAAUCCAUUAUCUGCUCAACAA